Messenger RNA from Heterostelium album PN500, 888 nucleotides. Its product is annotated as short-chain dehydrogenase/reductase family protein. The record is from RefSeq and is a predicted model, not a curated record. Lineage: Eukaryota; Evosea; Eumycetozoa; Acytosteliales; Acytosteliaceae. The transcript has 3 exons. Gene Ontology annotation, molecular function: oxidoreductase activity. The coding region runs from base 1 to 888 and encodes 295 amino acids.
AUGGGUGUAUUAUUAUUUGGUGCAGCUGUUUUCAUUUAUAGAAUGAUCUAUAAAUGGUUAUUUGCAAAGCCACUCGCUUCCUACAAUCAGAAGCGUAUCAUUGUCACUGGUGCCAGCAGUGGUAUAGGUGUAGAAAUAGCAAAACAAUAUGCCAAUAUGAAUUGCAAAGUUGCAAUUGUUGCAAGAAGAAGAGAACAAUUGGAACAAACAAGAACAGAGAUACUGGCAGAGUGUAAAUCUACCGGCGAAUCUGAUGUUAUGGUUGUGGUUGCUGAUCUUACAAAGGAGCAAGACUGUCGCUCGAUGGUUGAGCAGGUCGUCGAGAAGUGGGGUGGUAUCGAUAUCUGUGUUUGGAAUGCAGGUGCCGGCUCACUCGUUGAAUUCGCAAAGCUGAAAGACUUUAAGGUAUUCCACGACAACAUGAACAUCAACUUCUUCUCCAAUGUCUAUUGCACCUCAUUUGCACUUCCCUACCUCAAGCAAACCAAAGGAUCGAUUGUCGUAGUGAGUUCACUCGCCGGCAAGUUUGGAACUGCUCUGCGUACCUCGUACUCGGCAUCGAAGCAUGCACUCCACGGAUUCUUCAACUCGCUGCGUAACGAAGCACCAGAGAUUCAGGUCACCCUCAUCUGUCCAGGUUUCGUACAGACCGAGUUCCACGCCAAAGCAACAACCACCACCGGUAAACCACUAGAGCGUGAAUCAACUCACUUUAUGACACCAAAGCAAUGUGCUGAACAUAUCAUUGAGAGUGAAAGAUUAGGUGAAAGAGAAGUACUUUUAGGUUUGAAAGCAAAGGUUGGUAACUAUCUUAUGCCAUUCAUACCAAGAUUUAUUGACUACAUGUCAAAUAAAACCGCUGUUGCAUCUGUAAAGAAAGAUCAAUAA